GAAAGUUUCAGUUCUCUUGGAGGUGCUGGAUAGGGCUUAAAGAUGAACUGGCAAAAAAAACACAGAAGGAUGUGAAAGUGUGGACGCAGCGGGGCGAAUGUGGCUGGAACCCGUGGAGGAACAGAAAAAGGGAACUGCAGUGAGGGUCUUUUGGCAAGUUCUGGAUCACAGAAGGAGCAGCGCCUGGCCAAAAUGAAAGUUUGAGGCGAGGUCAUCUGGGAUAUUGGGGCACCCAGUGAAAACAAGACUGAGAAACCUCGUAUUUCGGACUCUUCAGGACCAAAAAAGGAUUUCCAGAAAGAGGCGGAGCCAUGCAACUUAUUUAUAGGAAAAGUGAAGUUUCUCCACUUGGUAAGGGACACAUUGCAAUGAAUAUUUAUAAUUGGGGGGGAUAAAUACCCCAUGGCAAAGUUCCCUGUGAGCUGCAGGACCAGGAGAGAUCCGCUGUGAGUCUGAGCUGAUAAAGAAUUCCGUCUUUCUGAUACCUCCAGUUCCAUCAGGGAGUUCACCCCGGCUGAUUUCGUGUCCCACCCUGGUCCCUGUGGCCUCUCCCUGCCAUGGCCCCCCUGGCUCAGACCCUGGCACUGCUGGCAAUGGCCGUGGCCACCACAGCCGCCGAGGCGGUGACGCUGGACAUGGCCCAGGACUCCUUUGAUGACCAGUACCGGGACUGUGGCCCUGCCAUGAAGGCGGCAUUGCCGACCCUCAAUAUCUCUGAGUUCCAGCAGAACAAGAAGUUUGCCGAGGUUUGGGUAAAGGCUGCAGCCGAGUGGCAGAGGCGGAGGCCCCCUGUGUCCCCUCUGUCCCCCGACCAGGCCACUGCCCUCAUGGCCUACACGAUGGAUGACCUCUACAAGGAGUUCAACGAGGCCGUGCGUGCAGCCGGGUGCUCCCGCCAGGAAUACCGGGACAACUUCCACUUCAAAACGCUGCAUUUCCUGCUGACCCAGGCAGUGGGGAGGCUGAAGAACACUCGGGGAUCAGAGUGUCACUUUGUGUACCGGGGUGUGCAUGGGGUCCGGUUCAAGGCAGAGCGCGGUGACAUCGUCCGGUUCGGUCAAUUCACGUCAGCGUCACAGAGUGCAACAGCUGCCAAACAAUUCGGGACAGACGCGUUGUUCCUUGUGGAGACUUGCCAAGGCGCCGAAAUCCGGAAUUUCUCCUACUAUCCUCACGAGAAGGAGGUGCUGAUCCCACCCUUUGAGACCUUUGAGGUCGUCAAUGUCAGCCAGGAAGGAGACAAGGCGAGGAUCCAGCUCCACUCCCGCGGGACCUUCAGCAAAUACAACUGCGAGUGGCUGCAAGGUGACCCUCAGGUGGGAGCAUCCCCAGGGCUUCCUUCCACCUCGGAGGACUCCUCCUGGCCACCACAGCCCUGGCAGUGGCCACUGGGAGCCUCUGAGACACGAGACCACCAAGGUCACUGAGGUAACUGUGGUCCCUGUGGCAACCAUGGCCACCAUGGCACCAAGGUCACUGUAGUCACUGUGGCCAGUCUCAUCACCAAGACCACCAGGACCUCCAGAGAAAUGAGGCCACCAAGGCUGCCAAGGCUACCACAGCCACUGUGGCCACCUUGGCAGCUACUGCCACCAUGAGGUCACUGGGGCCACCACUGUCACUGUGGCACUGUGGCCACCACAGCCACUCUGGCCACCAUGGCCACAAAAAUCACCAUGGCCACUGUGGCCACCAUGAUAACCUAGAAAUCCCACAGCCACAAGGCUACCACACCCACCAUGGCUACCAACACCAUUUUGCAAAGCAAUUGUAUUAAAUAAUUCAAUCAAAAUAAUUCCAUUCAAUAAAUCUGACAAAAACCA
Messenger RNA from Motacilla alba alba, 1823 nucleotides. Its product is annotated as NAD(P)(+)--arginine ADP-ribosyltransferase 2-like. The record is from RefSeq and is a predicted model, not a curated record. Bases 558 to 1427 code for a protein of 289 amino acids. NCBI's taxonomy places the organism in Eukaryota, Metazoa, Chordata, Aves, Passeriformes, Motacillidae. Gene Ontology annotation, molecular function: NAD+-protein-arginine ADP-ribosyltransferase activity; NAD+ poly-ADP-ribosyltransferase activity. The transcript has 3 exons.